CAGGACAGUUGUGAUGUGAAUGGCAGCAGUCAUGAUACACAGUACACAGACAAUAGUGUUACCGAACAGGUGGGAGAACCAGUCGUUGACGUUGCUAGAAACUACUUGUCCUUCCAACGAAAUAACGCAAACGUUCCACCAUCUCCUCCUCGUUUCAUGAUUCGUUUCGAAGUCGAACCGCAAUUGUGAGCUUGUGCGUUUGCGGCAAUCGUAGUGAACUCGCUGCACUUCGAUCGUGAUCAGGUAUCGUGUUUCUGUGUUUUUUUAUUCUUUUUUUUUUCACUUGUACGUGCACCUCUUUCUAGUAUCUUUCGUUUUGUACCUGGUGAACGCGAGAUAGUCGAUUACUUGGUUCUGACGUGUGUUUUUGCGUACCUACCUUCCUAUACUUACUUAUGUGUUUGUGAAUCGUAAUAUGCGCGAUGAAAUAUUCGUUCGUUGAUGUGUAACUAUGCGCGAAUUAUGGCAAUCGCCUUCCAUUCAGAAUAACGUAUCCGGUGGCUCUGUUUCUGUAUCAACUCGAGUUGCAGUCGUCGAACAAACUUCAGCUACGCAAAUAUAUCGCAUCAACGGACCCGCUAUAGGUAAACAUUUACUAGGCCAGCUUGUCUCCGAAGAUUCGAUCAAAUUAUCGUCCAUUCUCAGUUCUCAGCCUGAGUCAUAUUCUCGCCAAACUAUUCUUUCUUCGCUAGUCAUCGCUAACCAAGAUGGCGAAAACGAAACUCCUCUUGAGGCGGACAACAAUCCACCGCCGGACAAUAACACCAACGAUGACCAUAGCACCAGCAACCAGCAAGGUAAUGACGAUCGUAGUAACAACGCCGCUGACGAUAGCGAUAUAAACAAUAACAACGAUAAUGCCGACGAUAACAACAGUAGCAAUAAUAACGAUAACGGUAGUAAUAAUCAAAACAACGAUCCAGAUGACAAUGACCAACAAAAUAGUAACGAUACCGGUGACUUGAACGAGGACGACAGGACGCAAGAGGGUGACGAAAAUAGCGACAGCGGUAAUCCGGACGAAAACGAUAAAUUAUUCGGCGAUCAGUCUGAUAAAUUCGUCAGUAUUAAUACACCUUACGACAGUAUCGAAGCUCAAUUUAAACCUACCGCUAAUUCGAGCUUCAAAAAAGAUUCGCCAACGUCUCCGGAGGGUGGUAAAUCGGACGAAUUUUCCGGCACCGAAUCAAUGGAAUACAUUCACAUUCCGGAGCAACAGUCUCCACCUGGAAAAGAAAACUGGUAUACGAGUUUAAUAACCAUAGAAGAUUCCAAACCUUGUGAUAAUUCGUUCGACGACUCAAACAAACCCGGCGAGGUACAUGUGAUCACUGGUAACGAUACAUUAUCGGCUGUGAUCUGUUUAGAGGAAGGUUUAGCCGACGAUGACUCGUGGGUCGAAGAACUAGAUCGCGAUGAAUUCGCCGAAUCCUCCGAAGAAGAAGAAGAAGAAGAAGAAGAUGAGGAGGAAGAGGAAUACGAGGAGGACAUUCCGUAUGCGACCAAAGAAGAACCUCGUUAUACCAGAACCGAGAUCGACUUCACGUUACACACUAUUAUAGAAGAAAGUUGCGAGGAAAGCGACGACACAGAGACUGAAAAAACCGCAACGGAGCUGGAAAAAUAUUUUUUCGAGUUCGCCGGCGAAAACGCGAGCCAAUCGAAAGACUUGGAUAGCGUAUCUGAGACGAGUUCCAUAUUCAGCGAGGCUCCAGACAAACAAGAUACGCAAGACGAAAAAGAUCCGGCCGAAUUAGCCUCGUCUAGGCUAGAAAAAUAUUUUCUAUCUGGUUUCAUGGGAUUUAAUAAACGCGAUUCGGACGGCAGUGUUGGUAGCGAUAGCGAAGGUAAACACAGCCCCGAGCAAAGGCGUAAAAAAUUAGUUCGAGCUAGAGGCUCUAGGCAACACGCUUCGUCCGAUAAUUUAAACAAUGAAACCGAAUUACAAGAGUCCAAAUCGCAAUCUGAAGAUUCGGACGAUGACGUCGACGAAAAUAAUUCAUUUGAUAAAAAUGACGGCCAAUUCGACACUGUAAAACGUACCAAAAAGAAGAAAAGGUCGAUGUUGAUGUCGUCCGUAGAACAUCUAGAAACUUGCGAGCAACACGUAGAAUUGACGGUGGAAACCUCUGAAGCGAAAAUCGACUCGAAGUCGAAACCAGACCACGUGACGCCAUUUACUGAUCUCAAUAUUGCCAAAGAAAACGUUACUGAAAAAGUAUCACUUAAGAAUAGCCUUCAAAACGAAAUAAAAAAUUUCUUAAACGCUCCCAAUCCGCCCACCGAAGGGUUAUCUCGAAAAGACUCCUUUAAUAAUUGGAGUUCCGACGAAGAAACAAAUCUCAUGAUGUCGAAAAUGAGAACAUUUUUCAAAAACAUGAUCGCUAAUCAACGCAAAACUGCCAGCCCAGUGGUUAAAAAUCGUAAUAAACCUCCACAAUUAAUUUAUUUCGAAUCCGAAUUAACACGCUUGAUGAAAACUGUACCGGGCUUACGAGAUGAUCAGGUCAAAGAAAUUGUCGAAUAUUUGAGCAGCGAGGAUACUUGGAGUGAUUCUUACGAUUCCUCCGAUUACACGAGUUCCGAUUUGGAGGUAGGAACUAAAAAAAAUCCAUUCCAAGGAAACCUGAAUGUUGCAAAUAUUAACAACGUGAAUAAUUCUACUGGUUUCCAAAAAGAUUCGGAUCUUAUGUACCAUUGUUUAAUGUCGUCAUUUCAAAGAAUCGAGCCGUCUCAAGAUUCGUCUUCAACUCAAUCGAGAAAUUCGCCUCCUCUGAUUAAUAAAGUAAUGCAACAUAUAGGCACCAGGUUAGUAGCCUUGAUGCACGAAGUAUCCGAAGGCGCUACCACACCUAAAGGUCGAUACCAUCGCAGAAUGCAACCAAAACUGCCAACUAUUUCGACGACAACGGAGGAAGAAGAUUCGGUCGAAGAGUGUAGCCCAUUACCACGUUCAAAAUCUUACGAUCCUCUGUUGGAGGAAUCUCGUCAAGAAACCAGUGAUAAUGAACGAUUCAGUUGGCGUGGCAGUUUCGAAUCGGCGUUAAUGACCGGCUCCGAUUCUAGAACCAGACUGCCAUCGACUGGCGAAAACUCAUCAUCCGCUUUGGUCGUAGCCGCAGCUAAACGUCGAUCUGCCGGCGAUUUGUUGUUCAAAUCGGGCAAUAAUAGCAGAGAACAUUUAGAUAGGGUGAGAUCUUGCGGAAGCAUCGGAGGCAGCGCCGAAGAUAAAAUAUGGAGUAUGAGACAUCCUCGUAAACGUCGAAGUAGCGUACCAGAUGCUGCCUCAAAUUCCGGCGAAUCUGCCGACGGCGAGAAUGAUAGCGAUGACGAAGACGAGAGCGAGCGUGAUAAGGCCCUAGAACUCGGCAAAUCUACCACUCUCCCACGAACUUUGCAAACAUGCACGUCGAUGGCCUCAACCACCAAUUCUUUGCCAAGACUGUCGUCAACAUCGCCCGUCAGUCCGAGCAUUUAUAAAGUCAACAGUGUUCAUCAAUUUAACGUGAAAUCGGCGAGAUAUCGACCGCCCGGGUAUAACUCUCGUAAUUCCGGAUCAAUGACCAUUUGUGCUCCUCCUCGACGAGAAUAUGGUAGAAGAAGACCAUCUCCUCAUCAACUUUCGCCUUCUAUAUUGGCUUCUAUGGGUACCGGAGACGAUUGCAGCGUUUCUUCGGAUAUCUCAGAGAGGACCGGUAUACUAGAUGACGAAUGUGAAAAAUCUCCUCUUCAUCAUCAUCAUCAUCGGGUUUCUACCAUAAGCGUAACUAGAAGCGACUCGAUGGCGAGCGUGUACUCUGGAGCCGGCGAGGGUCGUUAUGGAGUUGUUCCAGUCCGUGGAGAAGUAGAGUUCAGUUUGCAAUACAAUUAUAAAGCAGGCGAUGUCGAAAUUCAUGUCAAACGGUGUUCAGAUUUAGCUGCAGUUGAUGUUAAACGGAAUAGAUCCGAUCCAUAUGUCAAAGUGUACUUACUGCCUGAUAAAUCGAAAAGUGGAAAAAGGAAGACUCGCGUCAAAAAACACACAUUAAAUCCGGUCUUCGACGAAACUUUAAAAUAUCACUUACCUAUAGAAGAAUUGGAAACGAGAACGUUAUGGUUGAGUGUUUGGCAUUCAGAUAUAUUUGGAAGAAAUGACUUCUUAGGAGAAGUUAUUAUACCAUUGGAAAAUAAAGUCUUUGACGAUCCAUUACCAAAACUUUACGCUUUACAAGAAAGGUCUGAAGUUAUAGACAAUUUAUCCAAUUUAAAAGGAGAGUUGAUAGUAGCAUUGAAAUUCGUAUCAAAUAUCGAAGGUACUCUUAAAAAGAGACCAACCAAGGAAGCUGGUUCUUUGCACGUUUUAAUUAAAGAAGCCAAAGGCCUCAGUGUGGCAAAAUCCAGCGGUGCUUCGGAUCCUUUUUGUAAAAGCUAUUUGUUACCAAGCAAAGGUCGUAGCUGUAAGCAAAAGACGCCAGUUUUAAAACGAACUUGUCAUCCAAUUUGGAACCAUACUUUUGUGUAUAAUAAUGUUACCCUGGAUGAAUUAUCGCAGCGUUGUUUGGAGUUGACUAUAUGGGAUCACGAUAGACUUGCUAGUAAUGAAUUCCUGGGUGGUGUUAGACUUUCAUUAGGAACUGGUUUAUACAACGACAAAUCAGUCGAUUGGAUGGAUUCGAAUAAUAGAGAAAUAGCACUAUGGCAAAGAAUGAUAGACCAUUCUAAUUUUUGGGUAGAAAGUUCUCUAGUAUUGAGACCAUCGUUGGAUGUUCGUAACAAGACGUGAACUUUAAUUAAAUUUUUUUUAGCUACAGCUACAACAAUUUAUAUGUGAUAUGUUUAUUUUUAAUCGCUUAAUAUUUUGUAUGUCGUAAUUUUUUAUAUUUUAUUUGUACCAAAUAAAUGAAUUUGUAUAUUA
Messenger RNA from Planococcus citri (citrus mealybug), 4894 nucleotides. RefSeq names its product probable serine/threonine-protein kinase DDB_G0282963 (gene btsz). Gene Ontology annotation, biological process: exocytosis. Gene Ontology annotation, molecular function: neurexin family protein binding. Lineage: Eukaryota; Metazoa; Arthropoda; Insecta; Hemiptera; Pseudococcidae. Bases 452 to 4762 code for a protein of 1436 amino acids. The record is from RefSeq and is a predicted model, not a curated record. Gene Ontology annotation, cellular component: plasma membrane; exocytic vesicle. The transcript is spliced from 8 exons.